AACACCCAUCAACCUCCCAGGCUCCUCUUUGUGGAGCUGGGGAACGCAGCAGAGGCCAGUGGCGGAGAAGGGGUAGCUCGAGAGUGAAGAAAUCACUCAACGGCGGAAAUGAAAUCAGAGACAUUGACAUUGGUGCUGGUAAAUUUUGCCGGUAUCAUGGAGAGAGCCGACGAGUCUUUGCUGCCGGGAGUGUACAAGGAGCUGGGUUCUGCCCUUCACACCGACCCCACUGGUCUCGGCUCCCUCACUCUCUUUCGCUCCAUCGUUCAAUCCUCCUGCUACCCUCUCGCGGCCUACCUUGCCGCGCGUCACAACCGCGCCCACGUCAUCGCCGCCGGCGCUUUCCUCUGGGCCGCUGCCACCUUCCUCGUCGCCGUCUCCUCCACCUUCUUUCAGGUUGCCGUCUCAAGAGGUCUAAAUGGGAUUGGACUUGCCAUAGUCAUACCUGCGAUUCAGUCCCUUGUUGCUGAUUCAACUGAUGAGAGCAACCGUGGUAUGGCUUUUGGAUGGCUUCAACUAACAGGAAACCUUGGUUCCAUUAUUGGUGGGCUUUGUUCUGUACUAAUAGCCCCAACUACAUUCAUGGGUAUCUCUGGUUGGAGAAUUGCAUUUCAUCUCGUUGGGAUAAUAAGUGUUAUAGUUGGCAUUUUGGUCCACCUCUUUGCCAGUGAUCCAAGAUAUUCUAACAGCGAUGAUAAACAUCAAAAUCAAAAUACCCAUAAAAGCUUUUGUUUGGAAGUUAAGGACCUGGUUAAAGAAGCAAAGUCGGUUAUGAGAAUCCCUUCAUUCCAGAUUAUCGUGGCCCAAGGUGUCUCUGGUUCAUUCCCCUGGUCGGCUUUAUCAUUUGCACCCAUGUGGUUGGAGCUUAUUGGCUUUUCUCAUGGAAAAACAGCUUUUCUAUGGACCAUCUUCGUGGUUGCUGGUUCACUUGGCGGUCUUUUUGGAGGAAAGAUGGGGGAUAUCCUUGCUCAACGCUUUCCAAAUUCUGGGAGAAUAAUUCUUUCACAGAUUAGCUCAGGAUCAGCCAUCCCUUUAGCAGCAGUGCUCCUACUGGUACUCCCUGAUGAUCCAACAACAGCAUUCAUGCAUGGAUUGGUUUUGUUCAUCAUGGGAUUGAGCAUAUCGUGGAAUGCUCCAGCAACAAACAAUCCUAUAUUUGCAGAGAUAGUCCCUGAGAAAUCUCGAACAAGCAUUUAUGCUUUGGAUCGAUCUUUUGAGACCAUACUAGCAUCGUUCGCUCCUCCUGUUGUUGGGGUCUUGGCGCAGCAUGUCUAUGGAUAUAAACCAAUUCCCAAAGGCUCGUCAGACUCUGUAGAGAUUGAAACAGACAGAAAGAAUGCCAGAUCACUUGCUAAGGCACUUUACAGUGCAAUUGGCAUUCCAAUGGCGAUCUGUUGCCUGAUCUAUUCCUUCUUGUACUGCACUUAUCCAAGAGAUCGAGAGCGGGCAAAGAUGCAUGCACUAAUAGAAUCAGAGUUGCAUCGGAUAGAGGCAGAAAAUACUCCUUCAGGGGAAGAACACUCUCAAGUUUUUGUUUCGGAGUCACAGAGGCUGAGUGAAAAGGAAAGCGGCGUGGUUGAAAUAGAUUACGGUGGGGAUGAGCAUCAUGAUUUUGAUGACAACGAUGAGAAGAGGCUACUUUCUCAUCCGCAACACAUUCAAAUGUAAGAGAAUAGUUGACACUACAAACAGAAGCAAGUUCUUGUGAUAGCUUCUCCAAAACCAAACUGGGUUGCCACAAGGAAUUCGUCAGGAUGCAUUUUCUAUUUUAGUACGUUCUUUCACUGGCUUUUCAAAUUUAUACCUGAAGGAUUUUAUCUUUAUAAUGUGCUAUUUCCACUUUUUUAUUUCCAUACUCAUUCUUUGAGAGACGAGUAGAUUAGCAUCUUCUAUGAUCUGAAUUUUAGGUGACUUUUGUAUUGAUGUGCACU
Messenger RNA from Malania oleifera, 1931 nucleotides. RefSeq lists its product as uncharacterized. Lineage: Eukaryota; Viridiplantae; Streptophyta; Magnoliopsida; Santalales; Ximeniaceae. Gene Ontology annotation, cellular component: membrane. The coding region runs from base 109 to 1668 and encodes 519 amino acids. Gene Ontology annotation, molecular function: transmembrane transporter activity. Gene Ontology annotation, biological process: transmembrane transport. The transcript has 3 exons. The record is from RefSeq and is a predicted model, not a curated record.